AUGCCACCUCCUUUUCCAAGGAGGCUCGCAAAGGAUAAGAAAGAGAUUGAGGAAAAAGAAAUCCUCGAAACAUUCAGGAAGGUGGAGGUAAAUAUCCCUUUACUCGACGCUAUCAAACAAAUCCCUCAUUAUGCAAAAUUCCUCAAGGAACUGUGUACUAGAAAGAGAAGGUUAAUAGGUAACGAAAGAGUAAAUGUAGGAGAAAAUGUCUCCGCAAUACUGCAAAAGAAAGUUCCGCCCAAAUACAAGGACCAAGGUCCUUUGAAAAAGACAGGAGUAAUAAUCCAGUUGGCGGACAGGUUAGUCAUCUAUCCCGAAGGGUUGCUUGAAGACGUCCUUGUUAAAGUUAACGAAUUAGUUUUCCUUGCAGAUUUCUACAUUAUUAAUAUGAAGGAUGAUAACUCAACUAAUUCGUUUGACAUUUUGCUUGGAAGGCUGUUUUUAAGUACCGCAAGUGCAAAAAUUGAUGUUCGGAGCGGAACACUAAUAAUCGAGUUUGAUGGAGAAAUCGUGAAAUUCAAUGUCUACGAAGCUAUGAAUCAUCCUAACUCACUAUCAAAUAUUUCUAGCAUCGAUAGUAUUGAUUGUUUAACUCAAUCUUAUUUCAAAUAUCAUGACUAUGAUGAGUUGGAAACUGUCCUUUACAGAAGCAUUGACUAG
Gossypium raimondii (Peruvian cotton) is the source of this 660-nucleotide messenger RNA. RefSeq lists its product as uncharacterized. The coding region runs from base 1 to 660 and encodes 219 amino acids. Lineage: Eukaryota; Viridiplantae; Streptophyta; Magnoliopsida; Malvales; Malvaceae. The record is from RefSeq and is a predicted model, not a curated record. The transcript has 2 exons.